AAAACUCUCUUACAUAUGAAAUAAGUAGAGAGAGAAGGAGAUCAAGAGAGAGAGAGUCAGAGGGGUAGCUCAGUUUAACUAAUCCAUCAUUCUCUUCACAUUUUUUGAGGCAAAUUCAAUUCAAUCAAAUGGGCAACAGCUUAAGGUGUUGUUUGGCAUGUGUUCUUCCAUGCGGAGCGCUAGACUUGAUCCGAAUAGUACAUUUAAACGGGAGCGUAGAAGAAAUAACGGGUCGGGUCACCGCCGGCGAGGUCCUCAAGAACAACCCGAAUCACGUUCUCACACAGCCAUGCUCCCAAGGCAUGACCCGCCGGAUUCUGAUCCUGUCCCCGGAAUCCGAGCUCAAACGGGGCUCCAUUUACUUCUUGAUACCCGCCUCUUCUUUGCCCGCUGAGAAGAGCAGUAAAAUCCUGAAGAAGUUCAGCUCCUCCAAGAAAAAGUCGUCGCCGCCGGAGGUGGUCAGCAGCCACCCGCCGGAGGAAAAGUUGCCGGAGGUGGUCAUCAGCAGCAAGUCUUCGGAGAAAAAGUCGUCUUCCCGGCGGCGGGAAAGGAGCAAAAGCACCGGCGGACUGUGGAGGCCGACUCUUGAGAGCAUUGCUGAGGACUAGUCACAAAAUUUUACAAAUAUAUUAUUAUUUUUAAACAAUUUUUUCUCCCAUUUCUUGGGGUUUUCUUCUUCUUUGGACUUCUAAAUUGUGCAUAUAUAAUUAAAAUCCUAUCCCUUUUAAUCUUUUUUUGGUAUUAAGUUUCUCUCUCUCUCUCUCACUUUUAGAAAGAGGUCAGUAAUCACCUGGUUUUUGCCUCAUGAAAUUCGACUUCGGAUGUACAAAGAUGAGGUGUAUAUGUAACAUAAGGAAAAUAUUUUUUCCUCUUUCUCGAGUAAAACUCCAACGUCUUUUAA
Molecule: messenger RNA, 901 nt
Organism: Sesamum indicum (sesame)
Lineage: Eukaryota; Viridiplantae; Streptophyta; Magnoliopsida; Lamiales; Pedaliaceae
Source: RefSeq, a predicted model, not a curated record